AUUUCUUCUGCGGGCCUCGUGUUUAGUAACACUUCGAACGCUUGACGAUCUCCACAUGUGGGGAGAGUGCUGUGCCCGACGAUCGCAGCAGCAGCAAAUCAGCGUUUUCUUUUCGUGUGUGUGUUUGAGAUAGAGAGACCGAAGUACAGAGAGAGAUUGCAAGAGUGAGACAUAUAUAGUUUGUGCGUAGGACCAAAGGACCCAUCGAAGAUGUUACCCAGAGAUCUAAGGCAUCUCUCGGGUUUGCUAGGAGCGGUGUAUCUGCUGGCUGGCCUUGUGUCCUUUGUGGAGGCGGCAAAGGAAUGCAAUACAACGCUGUGUGACUGCAAGGGCAUCAAGGGACGCAUAGGUGCCAUUGGACCGGCAGGUGUGCCCGGUAUGGAGGGCCCGCCAGGAGACACGGGACCGUUUGGACCGGCCGGACCACUUGGAGAGAAGGGUGAUGUGGGCGAGUAUGGCGAAAUCGGCGAGAAGGGACAUCGGGGAGACGCUGGGCAACACGGCCAAACAGGCUACCCAGGAGCAAGGGGUCCCCAUGGCGAACAUGGCACGACAGGACCGCGCGGCAUUGACGGCUGCGACGGUCGCCCGGGCCAGCAGGGCAUUGCCGGACCACCAGGAGACAACGGCCAGCGUGGACCCAUGGGUAAGCAGGGCGUUAAUGGUGCACGCGGUGACGCUGGCGAAGGUGGCAUCAACUCUAAAGGCACAAAGGGCAGUCGCGGCGAGAAGGGACUGGAUGGAUAUAACGGCCCGGCCGGUUUCGAUGGCGAUCGCGGCCAGAAGGGAGACACGGGCUUCGCUGGCAUAACGGGCGCGAAGGGAGACCAGGGACCCGAGGGACUCAAGGGUGAGACGGGCGAGCCAUCGGACCUGCCCUACACGCUGCAGGGCCUUCCCGGCCUGAAGGGUGAGCCUGGCGAGGGUGAGCCCGGCGCCUUGAUCUACGACGACUCACUGAAGGGCUAUAAGGGAUACAUUGGUGAGACCGGUGAUGCGGGUCCGAAAGGACCCUCUGGAGAACAAGGACUGUACGGACGCGCUGGUCUGCCCGGUGGCAGAGGCGACACCGGUGAGCCCGGAGAACGUGGCAAGCCCGGAAAGGAUGGCGAAGCAGGAGUUCCCGGCGAAAAGGGAGCUAAAGGUGCUCCCGGGUACAACGGUGAGGACGGAGUCGACGGCCCCAAAGGACAAGUGGGUGAGGAAGGCUUCGACGGCAUGCCUGGUAUGCAAGGACCCCCCGGACCGCCCGGAGUCUACGACCCCAGCUUAAGUCAGUCCUUGCCCGGACCAAUUGGCCCUCAGGGUGACAUCGGACCUGUUGGCAACCCUGGUCUAAAUGGAGUUCCCGGCAAGCCGGGUCGUCGUGGUGCCCCUGGCCCAUCCGGAUCGCCCGGAGAGCAGGGUUUGAAUGGCAACCGAGGACCGCCCGGCCGCAGCGUCAAGGGCGAAGAAGGUGACUACGGAUUCAUAGGACCUCCGGGGCCGCAGGGACCAGCUGGCGAGGCUGGUCCUCCCGGCCGUAUUGGCGUCCGUGGUGAUCCAGGCUUCAGCAUUCAGGGCCCCAAAGGUCAGGCCGGACUCAAUGGUCUGCCCGGAGGCGAUGGAUAUCGCGGCGAACGCGGCGAGGUAGGACUGCCCGGUGACAAGGGCUUGCCCGGAGUUGGCUACAACAUUGUCGGACCUUCCGGCUCCCGGGGACCACCCGGAGUACGCGGUCGUCCAGGCGAUGACGGUCUUGCCGGUUUCCGCGGAUGGAUCGGCGACAAGGGCAUACGUGGCGAUGACUGCGGCAUCUGUCAUGCCGGACCACGUGGGCCCCGAGGCCACGAGGGCGACACUGGAUACUCUGGCCAGCAUGGAGAUCGAGGCUUAAUCGGUAGAACUGGCGCCCGCGGACCCCAGGGCGUCCAGGGAAGACCAGGAAAACCAGGAUUCAAGGGUAUUCGCGGCACGCAAGGCAGUCCCGGAGAGCCCGGCAUGCCAGGCAGGCCUGGUCCUGACGGCCUGAUCACAGAAAUCGGUAGUCGGAGGGAAGCCGAGCGUGGUGACGAUGGCGAUUACGGUCGCCGCGGCGAUCAGGGAUUGGAAGGCGACAAGGGUCUGCCCGGCUUCCAUGGCGCUCCUGGCGCUCGAGGCGAGCCCGGACAACGCGGUGACUACGGUGAUGCUGGAAUUUCUGGAGCAGAUGGACGGCCCGGUCGUCCUGGCAGAAAUGGAAAGCCUGGCCUUCAGCCCAACACCCCAAAGAUAUACCUGGUCGGAGAGCCCGGCUACAAUGGACGCCGUGGAGAUCGGGGCGAUGAGGGCAGCCGCGGUCUGAAGGGUGACAAGGGUGAGCCCCAUCCCGGUGAGAUCUACGAUAACAGAGGCGAACGUGGAGAGCUUGGCGAGCCCGGCCUUCCCGGUUUCCGUGGACCAAAAGGCGAGAUGGGGGAACCGGGCUUGGAUGGAGAUGUCGGAGACAUUGGACCGGCUGGUGACACCAUUAGGGGAGAGAUUGGAGCCAAGGGUUAUCCCGGCAUACCGGGUGACUAUGGACUCCAUGGAGCUCCAGGUCUGCCUGGGCUUGAUGGUGAGCCUGGCACUGACGGUGUGGUCGGCUACAAGGGACAGCGCGGAGAGCCUGGCCCGUAUAUUCUACCCGGUGACAUCGGCAUACCUGGACGGACCGGCAUCGACGGGUUACCCGGUGACGAUGGCCCGCAUGGAGCUUUCGGACCCCCCGGCAUAAGUGGACGCAAAGGAGCUAAGGGUGAAAUGGGCCCGGAGGGAGCUACCGGAUUCACAGGACUUCCCGGAAACAAGGGCCAGCGUGGUGACUACGUAGUCGGUCCGAUUGGACCCAAAGGUAAUCCUGGUAGUCCCGGUCGGCAGGCAGCGCACGGCGUCAAAGGACAAAAGGGCGAGGUUGGCUUCUCUGGACUCAAUGGGCAUAAUGGAGCCAAGGGCAACAUUGGCUUCUCCGGCAACCGCGGUGCCCUCGGCAAUCCCGGACCCCAAGGCUUUCCCGGUAGUGUGGGAAUUGGCGGACUACCGGGCAUGACUGGCGACAUCGGAGAUCGCGGCGAUAUCGGCUUCGAUGGACGUCCUGGCGACAUUGGCCCUCGUGGAUCCGUUGGAGACAUGGGGCUGAAAGGUGUUACUGGUGACGAGGGAAAGUUCGGCUAUCCUGGAGCUAGCGGCUUAACGGGCCGCAAGGGAGAACAGGGCGACCGCGGCUUCCCCGGAAGGCAGGGUGCCAAGGGUGUGGCCUCCUACAGCGGCAUUAAGGGCGACGGAGGAGAACCCGGUUGGACCGGACCACCUGGUUACAAGGGUGCCGCCGGCUUGAAGGGAGUGCGAGGAGCUAUCGGCGACUCUCCCAUUGCCGUCGAUGGAAGCCUGGGUCGUAAGGGUGAAGCUGGCAAUCCAGGAUACAACGGACUGCCUGGUCUACAUGGAAUGAAAGGUGUUCGCGGCGAUCGCGGCAAUAGCGGAUUGCCAGGUCUGCAAGGAGAAGACGGCGAAAGGGGUUUUCCCGGCUACCGUGGUCAGAAUGGAGCUCCCGGCCUCAAGGGAUUGGUUGGAGAAAGAGGUCCCUCUGGUACUCUGGGCUUACAAGGAGAGAAGGGCGACGACGGCUACCCCGGCCAAAUGGGACAGAUCGGAGACCAAGGCCGUCAGGGUGAGCCGGGCUUUAUUGGACCACAGGGACAGAUUGGAGACGAAGGUGAGGAGGGAUAUCCCGGACGAGUCGAGGGUUUGGGCGACCGCUACCUAUACCGUGGCUUCCCCGGAGCGCGUGGUGCACAAGGCGAGCAGGGACAGAAAGGUGAACGAGGUCUGAUUGGAUAUCAGGGCGUCCAAGGGGCCAAGGGCUUGGUGGGCGACAUCGGUCUGGCUGGCCUGUCCGGACAAGAUGGCCGACCCGGAGCCAGUGGUCUGCCAGGUGACAAGGGUCUGAGAGGUCCACAGGGGUUGGCCCUUACAGCGGAACGCGGUGAGGACGGCGUCAUGGGAUACGAUGGAUUGGCUGGACGUCCCGGCCGUAGGGGUCAGAAGGGAGCACCCGGCGAGCAGGGCGAGUAUGGCCUGAACGGCGAAAUUGGACACCGUGGCCCCCAAAUUCAGGGCCCUCCCGGUGCUCAAGGUGAUGUCGGCUACCCAGGAGCUCCAGGACGCAAUGGUCAGUACGGCCAGAUCGGUGAGAAGGGCGAGCGCGGCAAUCAGGGACGUCAGGGAAAUGUUGGCGAGCCUGGAUUCGCCAUUUAUGGCCGUCAAGGUGACAUCGGUGACGUGGGCUUCCAGGGAGCGCCCGGCCGUGAUGGCUCCAAGGGAGAGAGAGGCUUCCAGGGCCGUCCUGGCCGCUACGGAGCUGCGGGUGCCCCCGGACCACGUGGCCAAACAGGCGAUGCUGGCUGGAGUGGCAUUGACGGAAUGGACGGUCUCUUCGGCAGGAAGGGUGAACCGGGCGACACCUACUCCUACGUCCAUGCCCAGAAAGGAGAUCGUGGCGAGCCCGGUCUGGAUGGCUUCAAGGGUGAGCAGGGAGAUAAGGGCCGUCAAGGUCUAGAGGGUGCCUUCGGCCAGCAAGGUAUGGCCGGCUAUCAUGGUGACCAGGGUGAGAUGGGCUAUACCGGAGCCGAUGGAUCUCCGGGACCGCGUGGCGACAUCGGUGAGAUUGGCCUGACUGGACGUGUUGGACUCCGUGGUCAACCGGGUCCCCCUGGUGACCCAGCUCCUCCGCCACCGAAGCCCAAGAGCCGCGGCUUCAUAUUCACGCGUCAUUCGCAAUCGGUGGUAGUUCCCCGGUGCCCGGCAAACACUAACAUGCUGUGGGAGGGCUACUCCUUGUCUGGCAACGUGGCCGCCAGCCGGGCCGUCGGCCAGGACUUGGGUCAGUCGGGAUCCUGCCUGAUGCGCUUCACCACCAUGCCCUACAUGCUCUGCGACCUGAACAAUGUCUGCAACUAUGCCCAGAACAACGACGACAGCCUCUGGCUGUCCACUGCCGAGCAGAUGCCCAUGACCAUGACGCCCAUUCAGUCCAGGGAUCUCAUGAAGUACAUCUCCCGAUGCGUGGUGUGCGAGACAUCGACCAGGAUCAUUGCCAUGCACUCUCAAUCCAUGUCUAUUCCGAACUGCCCUGGCGGCUGGGAGGAAAUGUGGACCGGUUUCAGUUACUAUAUGACCACCAUGGACAACACUGGAGGCAUUGGCCAGAACCUGGUGUCACCUGGCUCCUGUUUGGAGGAGUUCCGCUCCAAUCCUGUCAUUGAGUGCCAUGGACAUGGACGCUGCAACUACUACGAUGCUCUGGCCUCCUUCUGGAUGGCGGUCAUCGAGGAGCAGGACCAGUUUACCCAGCCACGUCAGCUGACCCUUAAGUCGGAUCCGACCAGCAAGAUUAGCAGGUGCACGGUCUGCCGUCGUCGUAGCGAUAGCUACGUGACCCGAACGACAACCACCUCGUCUUCGUCAUCUGGCUCGUCAGGAGCAUCGCGAUCGGGAUGGGGUUCCGGUUCAGGAACUGGCUCUGGCUCAGGAUGGGCCACCGGAUCGAGAUCUGGAACUGGCUCUGGCUCAGGCUCAGGAUGGGCCACCGGAUCAGGAUCUGGAACUGGCUCUGGCGCAGGAUGGGCCACCGGAUCGAGAUCUGGAACUGGCUCCGGCUCUGGCUCAGGAUGGUCCACCGAAUCGGGAUCUGGACCUGGUACUGGAUUUAGAUCGAGUUCAGGCUCAUCGUGGGGAUCCCCGACUAGCUGGUCAGGUGGUCCAACAGCACCCGAUCGGUCUGCACCAAUCCCACAACAGCCAGUGCCGCCACCGGCCAACCUCUACAACGUGAGGUACAACAACCGUCGCCCGAACAACAAUCAACAGCAAAGCUUCAGCAACCAGUACGCCCAGCACGGGAAUCCCCGACAGUACCGUCGGCGUCCGCGUGAGGACACUACCGCUCCCUAGAAGCCAGGCCGCAGUUCGAGAACAGUUUACGCACUAAGUAGCAGUUAAAUUUCGUUUUAAGUCUAUUGCUAUCAAUCCGAUGCUUCUGUUAAUCAACCAACCACGAGCAGUGCCAUCUUUUGUCGAGUAUCCUCUGAGGAGUUGUGUAAUCUAAUUACGUGGACAAACCAUAAUAAUAUACCAAGUACCAAACGAAACAACCAAAAACCAACCAAAAAAAGGGAAGAGAAGAGAAGAUAAUUUCCACUGCCCCUAGACUUGCCAUUAAAUGAUCCAUCUGCACACAUUGCAGCAAAUAUUGUAACAAUAACAAAAACCAAAAACAAAACCCAGUUUUUUGAUAAAUAAAAUUUACACAACAUAAAACCAA
Molecule: messenger RNA, 6319 nt
Organism: Drosophila obscura
Lineage: Eukaryota; Metazoa; Arthropoda; Insecta; Diptera; Drosophilidae
Gene: vkg
Product: collagen alpha-1(IV) chain
Exons: 9
Coding region: 211-5949 (1912 amino acids)
Cellular component (GO): collagen trimer
Molecular function (GO): extracellular matrix structural constituent
Source: RefSeq, a predicted model, not a curated record